UUGUCGGUGUUGCUCGUUGCACUUGCAUUUUCGUACUUUUGCAUUCCAAAUGCUUUAUUUCGUAAACAAAACAUUCCACUAGAUAUUUUUUUUUAUACAAAAAUACUUUUUAAUUAAAUACAAAUUAUAACAAUGAACAUGAAACCAUUCAUAGUUAUUAGAAACUAUCGUGAUGAUGAUGAGCUCAAAUGCCAAGAAUUAGUUAGAGAUUACAUCAUGUCAUUUGCCAAAAAAUCAUUUUAUUGUUUUUGUUUUAGAGAGAUAACAUUGCAAUUCAUUAUUAUAACAUGGGCAAUUCUUUUUAUAUUCAUUGGAGUGCCAUUAACUUUUUGUGCCUUAACAAUACCGGGAUGUAUUUUUUUCUUAUUCUCUGGUACUUAUUUCUCUUUUUAUGCUAAGGCAGUAGAAAUAAUGAAGACAAAACCAAAUCAAUCAUUGGUUGCAGAGUGCUACGAACCAUUUCUGUCUGGAUGUAAGCCAAGUGAAGCAGCAGGCAGUAUAUAUUUGGACGAUGCACCAUUUGAAGAAUCAUUUAAAAAUAAAUUUCGAAGAAAGAUAAUUGCAACUGUGAGUGUUAAAAACCAUAACACACUUUACAAUGCAGCUUGGAUCUAUCGAUUUGCAAUUGCUCCAAACUUUCCCAUCAACAAAAUAGUUGAACCAAUGAUGAAUAUUCUAAAUAAAAAUUGCAUUGAAAAUGGAUACGGUACAUUGGAGUGUACUCUAUCCGAAUGGCAAGAGGACGAAAGAGAUUUUUUUGAUAAUUUAGGAUUUACAACAAGACAAAUAUAUCAUAAACAAAUUAUAGGAAGCACUUUGACGGUUUUAAAAACUCAACUCACAUGUGAUCUUCAAACCGAUGAAGCAUUACAAAAACAAAACUAACAAUCUUACUACACAUUGCGAUAAAUCCAAAUAUUUUAUACAUUCAAACCAUAUCACAUAAAAAAAAUAUUUUAUACAAAUCACUGCGAAGCGGAAUAUCUAUCGAUAUAAGCUUAUUGCUACUUAAGCUAAAAAAAAAUCUCACUAAGAAAAACACACUGUGCCCUGAUUAGUAAUUAAAUUUAGAUAUGUUGUUCUUUUGUACUUUAGUUAUACAUAAUAAUAAAUUAAAUGACUUUUUAUAGCUGCUACAAAAUUAUUUGUACUUA
Molecule: messenger RNA, 1154 nt
Organism: Episyrphus balteatus (marmalade hoverfly)
Lineage: Eukaryota; Metazoa; Arthropoda; Insecta; Diptera; Syrphidae
Exons: 5
Coding region: 133-885 (250 amino acids)
Source: RefSeq, a predicted model, not a curated record